AUGAGGCAAGAAAAGCAAAAAAAGAAGGCAGGAGAGAAAGCGAAAAGUAAAAGUCAAGACUGCUGUGUCACUUUUAAACUCGAAAUUUUGCUUUCUGCGCAUGCCCGAACUUCACAAGCUGAUAUUUUGCAUCUGGAUCAGAAGGCCGCCAAGUGUACGACCUGUAAACCGGUUUGUGGUAAGUUUUAGCUCUUUAUAGCACGACAGUUACCAGAAAACCACUCGACUAGCUUCAAAACGCGUUUUUCGGCAAAAUCUCCAGGAGCGAAUGGGUUAACCUAUUGGGAAUAUUUGUUAUAUAUUUGCCUAGUCUGGGUAAUAGGGGGUGUAGACGUAUGACAUUUCAGACUAACGUUUGCCUCAUUAGCACAUUGGCCUCAUUUGCGUGUCAGUUUCUGAUUGAGGUGCCCGUCAUGCUAAAAGAAUGAAUUAUGUAAUUCUUUUGCUUGCCACCAGUGAUUAAUGUUUUGAUAUGAUAUGAAAGCCUAAUGCCCCCAACCAGGCGAGCCUCAUUUUGGGGUCAAAAUCCCCACUUUAUGGAGCUAAACUCUAGUCAAAUGCCUGGGGUAUGCCGGGGAGUGGGGUGGGUGGUUUUGGAUUUGAUUGGUACAUUUAAGCCCCAAUAUCGACUUACAAAUUCUCCAGACUGAUUUCCAUUGGUUAGACUUACCGGUUUAUUCAAUUAAGCACCCAACCUCAAAUUAGUGCUCACCUGGAAUAAGUGCCCAUCCUGUUGGGAGGAAAAUUUAACAAGUGCCCAGCCUUGAAGAAGACGCCACCCACAACCCUCUCCCCCACAACAACAACAACAACAAAAAAUAUUGGAGUGGACAAGAAGAGUUGGCUGUUAUUUCUUUUCUGCACUAUCUGCUUCUCGUUGUAUGACCCAUUUGCAGACGUUAAACUGUGAGACAUCUACGAGGCAACACCAGAGAGUUCGCUUAACGAUCUUACUGACAAUGAGAUAGAAAUUGACCAGGUACAGUGCUACAAAGAGAUUUUCCCGAAGACCAAGUUGUUAGUAUUUUUAUUUUUAAAAAACUUUUAAAUGAACAGUUUAAAUUCAUCUCUGGCACAUCUCCGAAUAAUUAACAAUUAAUAAAUGAGGCUGAGUACAGUAUCUUAUGAAGAAUUAUGGAGAUCGAGGAGGGUGUUAUCCAUCGAGGUCGUAGGCCAAGGCGGAUAACACCCUCCGAAAUCUCCAUAAUUCUCUUAUGAUGCGAAAGCCGAAUUCAAUAAUGGUUUUAUUAUUCAUUCAAAAUAAUUCCUAGUUUAAAAGCAUAGCUAAAACAUGCAUACCUCCAUCGAUGUUAAGUUCAUCUUCAAUAGUGCACAUUUAGGGUUGUUCAGCUCCGCAAAUAUUCUCCAAAUAGCAGAUGUCACCCUUCUUGAAACGAGUCAAAUGUCCGCCAUUUUUGUUUUCACAACCAAAACAACUCAACGUCGUCCCCACAUCGUCUCGGUUAACAGUGCAUAAAUCUGCAAGGAAACUGCACUUUUGACGUCAUUGGUUGAUAAAUCACAAAAUUCUUCCAAAUUUGGUCAUCAGUAGCCAGUUAUGGUGAAUUAUGCGUGUGUGUUUAGCCAAACAGAAUCGGGGAAGUAUUUUGAAUGAAUAAUAAUGAAAAUUUAAUAAUCGCCCAGCCUCGAAAAAGCGCCUACUCUCAAGACCCAAAAAUUUAAUAAGACUAAGGUGCCUAAUAAAAUAAAUGCAAUUAUUGAAACAAUCUGAUAAAAUCAUGAAAAAUCAAAGCAUUUUCUCUUUAGCGAUUUUUAUCAAGAGAUAAUGAGAUCAUUCUCUCUUGUUUUUAUUAAUUUUCAUAUCCGUUUGUCUUGAUGAUGACAGUGUGUAUUGAUAUUGUAAAAGAGAAACGUUGUGAAAAGUGUCCCUCUCUGUCUGUUCAAUUCAGUUGAAUGCGCAUUAUUUUUACGAAUGCAGGAGCCCAUGACUAGUCAUGGGCCCCUGAGGGAUGAAAAAGGAAAUUAUUUCGAUAUGAGAAUCAUUGUUAUAUAUCUUUUUAAAGUUUUUAGUUAGUUUGUUUGCUUGUUUACAGUCUUUACAAUUUCUUCAACUCGAAUACUCUUGUUUUCUAA
Porites lobata is the source of this 2094-nucleotide messenger RNA. The record is from the annotation of a GenBank genome assembly. NCBI's taxonomy places the organism in Eukaryota, Metazoa, Cnidaria, Anthozoa, Scleractinia, Poritidae.